Phytophthora nicotianae INRA-310 is the source of this 1424-nucleotide messenger RNA. RefSeq lists its product as hypothetical. The transcript has a single exon. Gene Ontology annotation, cellular component: membrane. NCBI's taxonomy places the organism in Eukaryota, Oomycota, Peronosporomycetes, Peronosporales, Peronosporaceae. The record is from RefSeq and is a predicted model, not a curated record. Gene Ontology annotation, molecular function: lipase activity. Bases 66 to 1337 code for a protein of 423 amino acids.
GACGGCAGCUCCCCAUCGAAGCGGCAUUCGAACAACUUCGUCCUCUCGCGCAGACACCUGUACGUAUGGCGACUCGUGCCCGUGUGAACUCCGCUCUGCGUGCGCAGCACAUGCCGCCGCAUUUGCGCCACCUCGAGGGCAAAUUCAAGAACUCGCGUGGCCAGAGCUUGUCCUACUUGGCACUUUUCCCUCCUGCUAAAUCGCCUCUUCGUGCGGUCGUGGUGUACCUGCACGGCAUCGGGGACCACAGCCGCCGCUACUUCUAUCUCUACGAGCAGCUGUGCAACGCCGGCUUCGGAGUAUUUGCGUACGACCUGCUGAGUCACGGAGCCAGCGACUCGGACCAUCACGGUCUGAGGGCCCACGGUGCCAAGUUCCACUACUUCGUGGAUGACACGAACGAGUUUAUCACGAUGGCAAAGACCGAGUUGUACCCAAAAUUGUCGCUCUCGAUGGAUAAUGAACCCAAAAUGGUUUUGUCCGGCAUGUCCUAUGGCACAUUGGUGAGUCUGCACACCAUUUUGAGCGGCAAACACGCCUUCAGCGGCGUGGUGCUUGUCGCUCCGGCCUUGCUGGUGGAGAUGACGGCCAUACUGAGAGUGCAGGCGGUGUUUGCGAGGCCCCUGAGCAAAUUGGUGCCCAAGGCGAGAAUUGUGCCGGCAGUCAACGCGGAUUUUCUGUGCCGUGAUCAGGAUUAUCUGGAUGAUUUCAAGGCGGACCCGUUGACUGUUUCCGAGCCGGUGACGGCGAGAAUGGGAGCUGAAUCGCUCAAGGCCAUGAAGGCGCUGGAAGCUGAUAAGAGAAUCGAGGAUAAGAGCAGCGAUCUGUGCAAGUUGCCCAUCUUGAUGAUGAUGGGGUCGAACGACAAGGUGACGAGUUUGGAAUUGGCACAAAUGUUUUACAACAGGCUGGCAUCGAGCGAUAAGGAGUUCAAGGUCUUUGACGAAUAUUUCCACGCGCUGUUUGAUGAUCCGGAGCGUGACGCGGUGUUUGCCCACCUCGACAACUGGCUCAAGACUAGAUUCCCGCUUCCGGAAGAGGCCAAGAUUGACAAGAUCGAUGAGGAUAUCGAGACGAAGGCGGAGGUGACGACGGAGCCGAACGUUGAAGUUGCUGCAGUACUGGAAGGGGAGAAGAAGGUUGAAGCCGCUGUUGUGGUCGAGGAAGUGAAGGUUGAAACUACCGAAACCAGCAAGGAGACUACCGUGACCGAGGAGAUUAACGUGGAGGUGACCGCGGCACAGGAGCCCAUGGCGGAUGCGGCUCAAGCUGAGAAAACGGAGACGAAGACGGAGGAAGCGCAAGCUGUUGAGAAAACCACGUCCCUGAAGGAGUAGAUGCAAAUCUUGGCUAGGUGAACAGACUACGCAUCGCAUUGUUGCAUGGAUAGAUGAACAACCAUUUUUUUUUUCACUCGUUCAAAA